Messenger RNA from Ananas comosus (pineapple), 2547 nucleotides. RefSeq names its product pentatricopeptide repeat-containing protein At1g20230-like. Gene Ontology annotation, biological process: RNA modification. The coding region runs from base 107 to 2122 and encodes 671 amino acids. The transcript has a single exon. Gene Ontology annotation, molecular function: zinc ion binding; protein binding; RNA binding. The record is from RefSeq and is a predicted model, not a curated record. NCBI's taxonomy places the organism in Eukaryota, Viridiplantae, Streptophyta, Magnoliopsida, Poales, Bromeliaceae.
AAAAAAAAGACUCUUUUACUUCAAUUUUCUUCAGUCAAAAUCAAAUGGAAGGGCUGAAUCACUAAUACGUUAGUCACUCCAACACGCACGCAGUCACGCAGAUGCUAUGGUGCCGAGUCCCACCGUCUCUUGCCGAUCAUCUUCCCUUCUCCUCUUCAUUCGGUCCCUUCCCCUCCCGCCCGACCCCUUCCUCCUCCCCUCCACCUUCAAGGCCUGCGCGGCCCUCCGCUCCCUCCGCUCUGCUCGCCAGCUCCACUGCAUCGCCGCCGUCUCCGGCCUGUCCUCCGACCCCUUCGUCCAGUCCGCCCUCGUCCACGCCUACCUCAAAUGCGACUCCCUCCGCGACGCCCACCGAGUGUUCGACAGAAUGGCCCCCAGGACCGUCGUCCCCUGGAGCGCCAUCAUCGCCGGAUACGCCGCCGCCGGACGCGUCCACCAGUCCAUCAAUCUCCUCCACGACAUGCAGACCGCCGGCGUCCCUCCCAAUCUGAUCACCUGGAACGGCCUCAUCGCCGGCUUCAACCGUAGCGGGUGCUCCCGGCAGACGGCACUGAUGCUUCGGAGAAUGCACGCCGAAGGCUUUCUUCCCGACGCGGCGAGCAUCUCGAGCGCCCUUCCUUCGGUCGCCGACGCGGAGGAUGUCCGGCUGGGCGGGCAAAUACACGGCUGUUCGAUCAAGAUCGGAUGGCAGACGGAUGCUUGCGUGGUCAGCGCGCUCAUCGACAUGUACGGCAAGUGCGGCUGCGCGACGGAGAUGGCCCGAGUGUUCGACGAAACGGCGCAGACGGACGUCCCUUCUGCCAACGCCCUCGUCGCCGGCCUCUCCCGGAACGGCCUUGCUGCCGACGCGCUGCGCGCGUUCAGGCGGUUCCGCGAUCGAGGGAUGGCGCUGAACGUCGUGUCCUGGACCUCGAUCGUCACGUGCUGCGCGCAGAACGGAAGGGACAUGGAAGCGUUGGAGCUAUUCAGGGAGAUGCAAGUAGUAGGAAUAGAGCCCAAUUCGGUCACGAUCCCUUGCGUUUUGCCGGCUUUCGCUAACAUCGCCGCUCUGAUGCACGGCAGGUCGACCCACUGCUUCUCUCUCAGGAAAGGGUUUAUCGGUGACGUUUACGUUGGUAGUGCUCUCGUGGACAUGUAUGCAAAGUGCGGAAGGAUUAAGGAUGCGCGAACUAUGUUCGACGCUAUGCCCGUGAGGAACGUAGUGUCUUGGAAUGCAAUGUUGGGCGGGUACUCAAUGCACGGGAAGGCGGCGGAGUGUAUAGAGUUAUUCGAGCUGAUGCAGAGAUCUAAGGAAAAGCCCGAUUUCAUAACCCUCACUUGUGUGCUGUCUGCUUGUGCCCAAGCCGGUCGGACCAAAGAGGGGCAACUCUACUUCGACAGAAUGUAUCAGGAGUACGGAGUCGUUCCGAGAAUGGAGCAUUAUGCUUGCAUGGUUAACCUCCUCGGCCGCGCGGGCAAGCUGAGGGAGGCGUACGAUUUAAUCGAGCAGAUGCCGAUGGAGGCCGACGCCUGUAUUUGGGGGGCUUUAUUGAGCUCUUGUCGGGUUUAUGGCAAUGUGAGUUUGGGGGAGACUGCUGCGGAGAAGCUGUUCGAAUUGGAGCCAGGAAAUGCUGGGAAUUAUGUGUUACUUUCAAACAUUUAUGCUGCGAAGGGGAUGUGGGAUGGGGUGGAUAAGAUAAGGGGUGCGAUGAGGAGCAUGGGAUUGAGGAAAGACCCGGGCUGCAGUUGGACUGAGAUUAAGGAUAAAGUGCAUAUGCUGUUGGCAGGGGAUAACUCUCACCCGCAGAUGAAGCAAAUUACCGAGAGAUUGGAGAAGCUCGCGGUGGAAAUGAGGAGAUUGGGAUACCUUCCGAGUACGGACUUUGUAUUGCAGGAUGUGGAGGACCAAGAGAAGGAGCAUAUCCUAUGCGGGCACAGCGAGAAAUUGGCAGUGGGACUGGGGCUCAUAAGCACGAGUCCUGGAACUCCACUUCGGGUGAUUAAGAACCUCAGGAUCUGUGGUGACUGUCAUGCUGCUAUCAAGUUCGUAUCUAGGUUCGAAGGAAGAGAGAUACUCGUCAGGGAUACUAAUAGGUUUCAUCACUUCAAGGAUGGAGCAUGCUCUUGUGGGGAUUACUGGUGACGAAGUUAAUGCACUCUGGUGAGAUUUUUGAAGCCUGUGCUAACAUAUUCUCCUGCUGGAUCGGUUUUAGUAGAUUCUGGUGUAGAUGUCGAGUUAGUCCUUGCAGUCUGAGUUUCAAUGGAGGAAGAAAGAGUAAGACAAGAAGCCGGUGCGAGAAAAGCUGCUGAAGAAGCUGCUAAGCAAUGAGCAUGAACCAGACAGCAGUUCAGCUCUUCCUGCAGAUGAGGCCAGACACCAACUAAUGUACACUUAAUCCAUUCUUUCCCUCUUUUUCUCUCUGUUUUUUAUAUGUACUAUAUUCCCAUAUUGAGUUAUUGUAUACGAAUUAAUAUGUAUUGAGCGUACAAAGCCUGUAAUUUUGUUCUUAGCUUUUACCUUACGCAAUUGUAUGUCUUUUAUCAAAUUGAUUCUUUAUUUUAAUUUAA